UAGCUGUUCUGGCUCAAGCAAGUUUGGCUCAGGCCGUUUAGUCACAAGUUCGGGGUAGCUGUCGACCCAUGGCUGCUGCUGCGUCAAGGGCGCUCAGAUGGCGGCGGGAAGUGCGCGCUGCAGAGCGUCUGCUCGUGUUGGUGCUCAUAUCAGCCCUUGCACGGCUGAGACUACCCCGGGAGGCUGCUUUUGUCGCGCCAGGUGGCCAGGCUCGGCACCGUCCUGGGCACGGGAUCUCCUGGGGUCGUGCGCAGCACCCGAGAGCCUUCGCAAUCGAGGGAACGCGGCGGGAUGACGGCAUUUUGGGUAGGCGUCCAGGACUCAUUGCAGCCGUCUUGACGCUGUCCUGGCCAGACGUUGCCAGUGCCGAGGGGGGGCCGCCCGCGAGCGGCGUCGCGAGCAUGAGCCGAGCAGACAUCGACAGAGCCGCGGCCUCGCUGGACCCGUUUCAGCGCUACGUCCUCUUCGGCGCUGGCACCGAGCUCCCCUUCACGGGGAGGACCGUCAACGGUUAUGCCCACGACAACAGGGCGAGCGGAGUCUACGCCUCGCCCGUGAGCGGAGCUGCGCUCUUCUCCUCGGCCGCCAAGUAUGACUCGGGCACUGGCUGGCCGAGCUUCUGGGCGCCCAUCAGCGCCCAGCGCAUCACCGAGCGCGUCGACCCGAGGGACCGCGAGAUGCGGCCAGAUCUCCCACAGACAUGGCGCGUGGAGGUGCUGGACUGGGCCUCGGCGACGCACCUCGGCCACGCGUUCCCUGACGGCCCCGAGCCGACAGGCAAGCGCUACUGCCUGAACGCCGCAGCCUUGAAGUUCUUGCCAGGAGACGCGCCAGAGGCCGACCCUGCGCAGGCGCGGUGGAGCCGGGCGCUCUUGGAGGAGCUUCUGCCUCCGGCGGCGCCUGGAGCUUCGAAGCCUGACCUGUGAGUGCUCUCCGCGUGGACCAGCGUGGCGGCGCGUAGGGCUUCCGCGAGUGGAGGCCUCUUGGUCCGCCACGUCGUGGCAGGGUCUCGGGCGGAAGGCCUGGCCCGCCCUGCCGACACCUUCCGUGGAGUGCUCUCCUGCUGGAGGCAGGGCCCCAGAGAGGAGAGGCGUGCCAGGGCGUCACGGGCUAGAGAACGGCGGCCGAGAGCAGCGACAGAACAGGAGCAGGAGACGAGAAGA
Molecule: messenger RNA, 1163 nt
Organism: Prorocentrum cordatum
Lineage: Eukaryota; Dinophyceae; Prorocentrales; Prorocentraceae
Source: the annotation of a GenBank genome assembly